Spinacia oleracea (spinach) is the source of this 429-nucleotide messenger RNA. RefSeq lists its product as uncharacterized. Gene Ontology annotation, molecular function: RNA binding. The record is from RefSeq and is a predicted model, not a curated record. Gene Ontology annotation, biological process: RNA processing. The transcript is spliced from 5 exons. Gene Ontology annotation, cellular component: nucleus; cytoplasm. The coding region runs from base 1 to 429 and encodes 142 amino acids. NCBI's taxonomy places the organism in Eukaryota, Viridiplantae, Streptophyta, Magnoliopsida, Caryophyllales, Amaranthaceae.
AUGUGGGUAGGAGACACUGAUGAAUUUGUAAUUCCAAACUUGGGAAUAGAGAAUCCUGACCAAAUUGACUCCGAGCCUCCGACUGUAGAGGUCACCAAGUCUCCUCCCUUGAAGCUUGACAGAUCAAACAUAACCAACUCUGAUAAACAAGGGGUCCGAGCUUGUUUCCUUUCCUUAGAUAUGGAAAGGUAUUUAUGUUUCGUUUCAAUUCUCUUAUAUCUAAAAGGAAAGGAUACAAGCUCUUAUAUAUCAAUUGAAGGCUGGAUUGUACUUGUCACAGGAGUGCAUGAAGAGGCACAGGAAGAGGAUCUCCUUAAUGCUUUCGGAGAUGUCGGUCAUAUUAAGAACCUGCAUUUGAAUCUGGAUCGUCGUCCUGGAUUUGUCAAGUUUAUUUCAUUAAGUUCUGGUGGUUAUGAUUGGUUUUGUUGA